Impatiens glandulifera is the source of this 919-nucleotide messenger RNA. Its product is annotated as protein SRC2-like. The record is from RefSeq and is a predicted model, not a curated record. Gene Ontology annotation, biological process: defense response. The transcript has a single exon. Lineage: Eukaryota; Viridiplantae; Streptophyta; Magnoliopsida; Ericales; Balsaminaceae. The coding region runs from base 1 to 912 and encodes 303 amino acids.
AUGGCUCCCCGUGAAAUCGAUAUCACCAUAAUAUCAGCAAAAGAUCUGAAAAACGUAAACUGGCGCCAUGGCCAAACGAAGCCAUAUGCCGUCGUUUGGGUUGACCCCAAUAACAGAUUCUCAACCCGAGUUGAUGAAGAACACGACACAUGUCCUUUCUGGGACCACACCUUAACCGUCCCUCUAAAUGCUCCCAUUGACGAAUCCACCCUUUUCAUAGACAUUGUCCACGCCGGCGCCGGCGAAGGCACGAAGCCACUAAUUGGUUCAGUCAGGUUCCCCUUACGAAAUGACGUCGUCGUCGAUCAUGCAAAUCUAAAGCUCGACCUGAGAAGACCCUCCGGCCGUCCUCAGGGAAAGAUCGAAUUCAGGGUAUCAAUACGUGAAAGCCGCGGCUGUCCUGUUUCUGAACCGUAUUAUGCCGGAAACACAUCAAGAGAUUGUUAUGCUCAGGCGCCAAUGCCAUAUGGUAAUCCAUACGCUGCACCGCCGCCAGCUUACCCAUAUGGGUAUGGUCAGCCGUCGUAUGGACAGAUGGGUUACAGUCAACCCGGGUAUGGGCAACCGGUUGGGUACGGGACCCAGGAUGUGUAUCGGCAAUCAGGCCGGUAUGGAACCCAUGAAGUGUAUGGGCAAUCGGGUGGAUAUGGUAGCCAAGAACCGUAUGGGCAGGCUAGCUAUGGCGGCGGUGGCAGCAGCGGCGGAGGAAGCAAAUUUGGCAUGGGGACAGGAUUGGCUGUAGGAGCGGUGGCGGGUGUAUUAGGUGGGAUAGCUUUGGUAGAAGGGGCGGAAUAUGUGGAGGAUAAGAUCACCGAUGAUAUUGCAGAGAAGGUGGAGGAUGAUUUCUAUGAUGGUGGCGGUUAUGACGGCGGAGGUUAUGAUGGCGGCGGUUACGACGGCGAUGAUUUCUAGAGAUGAC